Messenger RNA from Eutrema salsugineum, 1198 nucleotides. RefSeq names its product cytosolic sulfotransferase 1. Gene Ontology annotation, cellular component: cytoplasm. The coding region runs from base 37 to 1023 and encodes 328 amino acids. The record is from RefSeq and is a predicted model, not a curated record. Gene Ontology annotation, biological process: sulfation. The transcript has a single exon. NCBI's taxonomy places the organism in Eukaryota, Viridiplantae, Streptophyta, Magnoliopsida, Brassicales, Brassicaceae. Gene Ontology annotation, molecular function: sulfotransferase activity.
AAACACAUAUUUUGGUAACAAGGACCAACAAAACAAAUGGAUCUGAAAGAGGAGCUUCCGGUCAACGUAAGAGACGACAAGAUAAGCGAAGAAACCAAGACUUUGAUCUCUUCUCUUCCUUCACACACAGAUUCCCAUGGGAACAAGAUGUGUAGGUUUCAAGGAUGUUGGUAUUACUACAACACUCUCCAAAGCGUUCUUAAUUUCCAGCGAGGUUUUCAACCGCAAGACACUGAUAUAAUUCUUGCUUCUUACCCCAAGUCAGGCGCCACUUGGCUCAAGGCCCUCACAGUCGCACUGCUCGAGAGAUCAAAGAACAAUUCUUCUGAUGAUCAUCAUCCUCUACUAUCGGAUAAUCCUCAUGGUAUUGUACCAUUCUUGGAGAUAGAUAUCUAUCACGAAAGCUCAAGUCCUGACCUGGCCAAGUUCUCAUCAGUUCCAAGGCUGUUCUCAACUCACAUGCCGCUGAACACGCUACACGAGAACCUCAAGAAUUCUCCUUGCAAGAUUGUGUACGUGUGCAGAAACGUGAAAGACACAAUUAUCUCGUGGUGGUUUUUCGGGUGCGCAGUUAAUAAAAUAGAACCAGAUAGAAGCAUUCUCGAGUCUAUGUUCGAAUCGUUCUGCAAUGGAACAAUCUAUUAUGGACCAUUUUGGGAACAUCUCUUAAGCUAUUGGAGAGGAAGCUUGGAAGACCCUAAGCAUGUACUUUUCAUGAGGUAUGAGGAGAUGAAAGGGAAGCCUCGUGACCAGAUCAAGAGACUUGCAGACUUCUUGGAUUGUCCUUUUACUAAGGAAGAAGAAGAGAAUGGAUGUUUGGACGAGAUCUUGGAUCUUUGCUCUCUGCGAAAUCUGAGCGGUUUGGAGGUUAACAAAACUGGGAAAAUAAACAACAUAAAUCACAAGGUUUUUUUCCGUAAAGGCGAAGUCGGUGACUGGAAGAAUUAUCUUACUCCCGAAAUGGAGAACAAGAUUGACAUGAUCAUCCAAGAGAAACUCCAAGGUUCUGGUUUGAAAUUCUAGAGUUAAGUGUGUUUAUGGUUUAUGUUUUCUUUGAUGAUGCAAAAUAAGAGCACCUUCCGUUGUUGUAUUCCUUUAAAAUGUCCUUUUUAUUUUCUUUCCAUAAUGUCUUACAAUUGUUGCCGUGGUGUGUUUUAAAUAAUAUUGUCCAAUAAUAGCCAAUAAGAUGUUUCCGCUU